Apus apus (common swift) is the source of this 8365-nucleotide messenger RNA. It is a transcript of the gene SORBS1, whose product is annotated as sorbin and SH3 domain containing 1. Bases 727 to 6282 code for a protein of 1851 amino acids. Gene Ontology annotation, cellular component: cytoplasm; nucleus; cell-substrate junction. Gene Ontology annotation, biological process: cell-substrate adhesion. The transcript is spliced from 28 exons. Gene Ontology annotation, molecular function: protein binding. The record is from RefSeq and is a predicted model, not a curated record. NCBI's taxonomy places the organism in Eukaryota, Metazoa, Chordata, Aves, Apodiformes, Apodidae.
AGAAGUCAAGAGCUAGCUUUUAGAAGGAAGAAAUGCUGACUUUUUACUUAGCCAGCUGUGGCAAGCUAUAGUAUUCACAUGAUGUCUGCUUUCAUUAGCACUGGUGAAACUUUGCAAUGUUCAUUUUUUGGCAGUGCACUUAACAUGCAACAGACAUAGCAUAGAGCUCUGAAUUUGGCUUUGCGAUUCAAAUGUCCCCAGUGCUGGGAAGUAUUUAACUACACAAGCGUGAACCUGGGUUUAGUUAGCCAGGAUGUUACAUCUUGACUCAGGCUUUCCCAGGGGCAUGGUGAGUGUUGCUGUGCAGGCCUCUUGAAACAAUACAGCACUAAGAUUUAUUUAGCCCAGAAACAGAACUGUGUAGGCAGAGACUUGAGGGCUGGGUAGUUUGCCUGCUGCAGUGAGCAGUGCUAAGACAGAGUGUGUGUGUGAGACUAUGUAUGUGAGUGAGUUCUGCACUGGCCUUCCAGAGACUGUAUUUGCUUUUUGUUCUUGCUGUAUUAAAACCUGCUUAACCCUAGUCUAAUGAUCAAAUUCAUUCUUCAAAUUUAUUUUUUUCCCUCCCUUUUCCCUUUCAUUUGAUCCUGCUUCCUCUCGCCCUCUUUCUUCUUGACUCUGCCUGGACAGGCCCUUGCUCCUCCCCGUCCUCCUCUUCCCAAAGAGGAAAGCUUUGCAUGGCGUCCACGCACUGACACUAAAGUGACCAACCUGUUGCCAGUGCCUAUCAUGGACUGUGUGUACCUGAAUGCACCCAAGCCUUAUACACAGCGUGCAUCACCAAAUGCCAGUGCACGGUGUUACUUCUCAUCACCUACCCCCUAUGGGGCCAUCCCCAGUGGGAAGCAAGGCUUUCCAGCAGGGCAUUCUCCCUCCCCAGGCCCCAAAGAUGAGGUGCAUGCUGGGCAGCCACUCUUGGGAAGUUGCUCCUCGUCGGAUGCAUCAUCCAUACAGUGUAACCCUGACAGGGCAGAUCCCAGUAAUAAGGCUGAAAUGAAUUCCAGUCAUGAGACGAAGGCGGAUAAAAAGGUCACCAAACUAUAUGUAGCUUGUUUAUCUAACAGCACUUGCUCAGCUGCAUCUGAAAAUUCCACUGGCACCACACAUGACCCAGCAGCCAGCACCAGUUUGGACGCUGAGCUCACUCAAGCACCAGCCACCAACGUUGUUUCCUCUGUAACAGAUACUGGAAAGUCUCUUCCUGCUCCUCCUCCUCCUCCUAUUCCUCCCAGGCCGUACUUUUACAUUGUCCUCAAUAAAGACGCAGUUAGUUAUGGUGCGGGCCAACCCUCCGGGACUCAGUCAUCACCUCUGCAAGCUGUGAGGGACAAAGUGCUAGAGCCCCCGAGCGCAGCUGCCACAGAGGACAGGAUGAGAAAAGAGCCUUGCCUUACUCAGCAGCGACAGACACCAUACAAGGCAAUGGGACGCAGCAUGGAUCCAAGUCCUAUGCUAAAUGAGGUGCCCCAGCCUGGCACUGGUACUGACUAUCCAACCUCCUUCACUUCAAUCAACAAGUCUUCCUCUGCCUAUCCCUCUACCACAAUCGUCAAUCCCACUAUUGUCCUCUUGCAGCACAAUCGAGAACAGCAAAAAAGGCUUAGUAGCCUGGCAGAUUCAGUGCCAGACAAACUAGUUUCUGACAAAGUUGAUUCAGCACUCAUACGAGACAAACCAGUUCAGGAGACAGUGCCAAGUAAGAAGAGGACAAUGGAGGAGAGGAGAAGCAUUGUCAAGAGCCCUCAGCACAUGGCUGAUACCUCUGUUGAUGAUAUUGGCAUUCCUUUGAGGAAUACAGACAGAUCAAAGGACUGGUACAAGACAAUGUUCAAACAGAUCCACAAGCUAAAUAGAGACACUCCCGAAGAAAACCCUUAUUGUCCUACCUACAUAUUUCCUGAACUUCCUGAAAUCCAGCAAAAAACUGAAGAAGACAAUCCUUAUUCUCCUACAUACCAGUUUCCUGCGUCCACUCCUAGUCCUAUCUCUGAAGAUGAAGAUUCUGAUUCAUACUCUCCUCGUUAUUCCUAUUCUGAGAGCAGCAGAACCCAGCCUUCAGUUCCUCGUUCCAAGAGUGAGAUGGACAAUAUUGAUUCAGAGAAGGUUGUUAAGAGGUCUGCUACUUUGCCACUGCCAAACCGUACUUCAUCACUGAAAUCAAGCCCAGAAAGGACUGACUGGGAGCCUCCAGACAAGAAGGUGGACACAAGAAAAUACCGUGCAGAGCCCAGGAGCAUUUAUGACUAUCAGCCAGGAAAGUCCUCAGUUCUGAACAAUGAAAAGAUGACUCGGGAUAUAAGCCCAGAAGAGAUAGAUUUAAAGAAUGAACCUUGGUAUAAAUUCUUUUCGGAAUUGGAGUUUGGGAAACCGCCUCCAAAAAAGAUUUGGGAUUAUACUCCUGGAGAUUGCUCUAUCCUUACUAGAGAGGAUAGAAAGACUGAUCUAGAAAAAGAUCUCUACCUCUACCAGACUGAGUUAGAGGCAGAUUUAGAAAAAAUGGAGAAGCUUUAUAAAGCGCCACAUAAAAAGCCACAGAAGAAUACUCCUCUGGAAACUUCCACAGACCAUUCUUCCUACUCUACGUAUUCACCCAACUACCAUGCAGUGAAAAGGGAGUCAGAACCAGCCCUGGGGGACCCUGCUGGCUUGGAGAAUGAAAGGCAGAUUUACAAGAGUGUGCUGGAAGGUGGAGAUAUCCCAUUCCAGGGGCUGAGUGGUCUCAAGCGACCUUCUAGCUCUGCUUCCACAAAAGUGGAUCGUAAAGGUGGGAAUGCUCAUAUGACUGCACCCUCUUCAGUUAAUAGCCGAACCUUUAACGCUAGUCAUAUCGGUAUGUUAGGUCACGCAUGUAAACAUAAGAAGCCCUUAUCAGCUGCUAAAGCCUGCAUUACUGAAAUCCUCCCUUCUAAAUUCAAACCCAAGCUAGCAGCUCCAGCUGCUCUUGUGCAGGACAAGAAGGGUAUUUUGCUGUCUCAUGAGAAAGCUCAAAGCUGCGAAAACCUUCGUAGCUCCAUUGCUUUAUUUGAUACUAAAAAAGCUUUCAUGGUAGACAUAGGGGAAGGCAUAGAAAACAUGUUGAUGAAGUCAAAGCAGGAGUAUGCCAUCAAAUCUGGCAGUACCAUGAGCCUGCAGGAGUAUGGCACCAACUCUACGAAAGGCUACCUGUUUCCUGCCUCCAGGAAGAGUGGGAUGGAAUUUACAACACUUUAUAAAGACAUGCACCAGAUCAACCGGUCCAGGAUCCAUUUGGGCACAGUCUCCUCCUGCAGUGUGAGGGAUAUUGCAUCUCAAUUUGAGAAUGAAGCAAAGGACAGGAUGGAGCACAGCCUUAGUCGAGAGGAUUCAGAGCAGAUCCCCAAACACACUGUUUCCUCCCGUAUCAGUGCAUUUGAGCAGCUGAUCCAGAGAUCCCGAUCAAUGCCCUCGCUUGACUUUUCCACUGGACAAAACAAAUUCACCACUUGUCUCCAAUCCAAAACUUGUCUGAGUUCUGCCUGCUCUGCAGAGUUUCUUCUGGAUUUGCCAAAAGCACACCAAGAAGAAAAGGAUGCUGCAAGUUUGGCAGAUAAAUCCUCCCACUCCUGCAGCAAUGUGGAGGACACGGGUUCAGAUGUCAGUGAUGCCGUCCCUAUGGACACAUUUUCAGCUUGCACAGAUGAGAUAGAUCUCUUCUCAAAUGCGUCCAAUGACAGUGGCAGCAGUAGCAGCAACCUCAAUGGGCCUCAGAAGCAUAAAAUCAGCAGAUGCAAAGGCACAUGCCCAGCUUCCUAUACCAGGUUCACUACCAUCCGAAGGCACGAGCAGCAGCAGCCCUCCAGGAACUUUGAUUCCAAGGGGGAUGUCUAUGGGGACAGACACAUGCUCCCCAGAAAUGUCUACCUAAUGAGUCCACUCCCCUUCCGAUUGAAAAAGCCUUUCCAACACAAAUCCUGCAGGACUCCACCCCCAGACUGCCCAGGAAGCUUGGCAGUGUCCAGCCCUGAGAACCCAGAUGACGCAAUACAGCUGCAGGGGAACACAGGAGACAAGAGUCACCACUCCCAGCACCAACUGUGUUCCAGAAACAGGCCUCUUGCCCCAAGGCGCCUGUCUUCCUUUGACAUUGUGGAGAGGCUUAGCUACUUCCCCACCACAGGAUCUAGCCAAGAUAGCUCCAUGGGCCAGGCUGGCACUCCUGACUCCUUAAACAAUGGGGACCCUGUUCCAUAUGCCCUCUGUCACAGCCUGGACACAAACAACAACCCACAAAAUGAACUUGGGACGUACCUAGGAGAUUCAGAAUCACCAAGGCAUUUUGCACCAGUUGAUUACAUGGAAACUCCAGAAGAAAUUCUUCGUAGACGGCAUGAUGAUAAAGAGAAACUUUUAGAGGACCAGAGACGGCUCAAACGUGAGCAGGAAGAAGCUGAUAUUGCAGCUAGAAGGCACACAGGGGUUAUUCCAACGCAUCAUCAGUUUAUCACUAAUGAGCGAUUUGGGGACCUCCUAAAUGUAGACGAUACAGCAAAGAGGAAAUCUGGGUCAGAGAUGAGACCUGCUAGAGCCAAGUUCGACUUUAAAGCACAGACGCUGAAGGAGCUUCCUCUGCAAAAAGGAGAUAUUGUUUACAUUUACAAGCAGAUUGACCAGAACUGGUAUGAAGGCGAACACCAUGGCAGAGUUGGCAUCUUCCCACGAUCAUACAUAGAGCUACUCCCACCAGCUGAAAAAGCCCAGCCCAAAAAGCCAUUGCCAUUGCAAGUAUUGGAGUAUGGGGAUGCCAUUGCUAAGUUUAACUUCAAUGGGGAUACCCAAGUGGAAAUGUCCUUCAGAAAGGGUGAAAGGAUCACGUUGAUUCGGCGAGUGGAUGAGAACUGGUAUGAAGGAAGAAUCUCUGGCACCAGUCGCCAAGGCAUCUUCCCUGUCACUUACGUGGAGGUGCUGAAACGGCCAGUGGUCAAGAAUGCCAUCGACUAUCCUGACCCACCAUCAUCCCUCUCCCCUAACCGCAGCAUGACAGCUUCACCACAGUCUCCCAGCUCUGAGCUGCUCCAUACACCAACUCCUCCGCCUUUGCCUUUCACGCGCCGUGCCUUAUCUCCAGAGGUGCAGGCAGUCACAUCUGAGUGGAUUGCUCUGACCGUGGGAGUGUCCCCCAGCCCCACUCCUGCUGUAACUCCUCCAUUGCCUCCUCCGCCUGAAGCCUCCCUCUCUCACACUGACUAUCUCUCGCCUUCAGCUGCAUCCAGCCCUUCCCCCUUGGUCAGCCUCCGCCAUUCUUAUCCCUCUGGCUCCUCAACUCCCAGGUCCAUUAAAUCCCCGUUGCCCUCUUACUCCUCCAGACCUCAGGUCUCCACUCGCAGUUUCUAUCAGGCCACUCCACAAAGUGAAGAAAAGUUUGGCUCCUUUUCUUCCAGUGUGAGCUUCUCUGACUCCCCUGGCUGGGCAGUGGAGAGCCCUGAAAGCUUCCUCACAGAGCAGCGUGACACCACUGCCAGCCAAGCCUGGCCCCAAAAGACUAGAGAGGGCAGCAGCACCCCCGAGCAGGGUGCUCAGGCUGUCCCCAAGGUCUCUGUUGAGCGCUGCCUGAAACCAUCCCAACUAGACAUGCGUGUGACCCCAGAAAAGAGACCUGUGGGUUCCUCUGAGGACAACCAGUUGUGUCAGGAGCUAAUGGCUAUUGUGCAGGGAGGUAAAACAGAGAAAAGAGGCGUGAGGAAAGGUGAUCUGGGAAAGUUGCGAAGCGGAGAAAAGAAGACUGCAGACUCAAAAGCAUUCUCUUCAUCUGCUCCUCUCUCUUCUUCUGCCCUCUCUUCUUCUACUGUCACAACACAGCCACCUCCCAGACUUACACGCAGAGUCAAUAAGCCACAGCCUUCCCACCAUUCAUUGAGAGCUGGACCAGAUCUCACAGAGUCUGAAAAGAGCUAUGUGGAAGCUGUUUGCAAUGAGAUCAUAAACAUUGCAGAAAAGUCUGUUCAUUACUGCAGUACUAUUUCUCAGCCUCUUGACUCUCGCCACAAGGUGACCUCUAAUGACCAUAAACCAUCUCUCGUCAUUUCUCAGCAACCUCAAGCACAGCAGCAAGGAGCCAGCCCUGACAGAAGUCAAACACCACGAGACAUAGUUAGUUACCAAGCCCUCUACAGCUACACACCUCAGAAUGAUGAUGAGCUGGAACUGAGGGACGGUGACAUUGUUGAUGUAAUGGAGAAAUGUGACGACGGCUGGUUUGUGGGUACAUCCAGGAGAACAAGGCAAUUUGGCACCUUCCCAGGCAACUACGUGAAGCUUCUGUACCUGUAAUGUAACAGUCGUCCCACCACAACAAAUGGGGGGUUGUUUUCCAGAUGGUGUUUUUAAACAGUGAAGAAACAGACAAUUUAUGAAUGUAAUAGACAAAAGAUGAUAUGUGUUAGGAGGAUGUGGUUAUGUGGUACAGUAUUGAGUUGAAUGUGUAGCCCUGCUUCCACUGAUUCAGGGUGUGGUUUGUUUGCUGAAGAAGAGACAGUUUCUAGUUUACAGUGCUGCCUUUGUGUAUUCCUCUCCCGUUCCCAGCAAGAGUUCUGGUGAUAACCUUAAUUUGUAUGGAGUACUUACCUCUGAGAAGGCUUCAGGGAAGCACAUGGUAUAGGUUUUGUUUGUGUGUUGAGAUAUGAUAGUGCUUUGGGGCAGUAGGCAGCCUUGCAGCUGCUCCCUUUUGCUGGCAAGGUCAGGGUGGCCAGGCUUUUUGCCUGGUUUUUGCCUUGCUGAAAACUCACUUUGUUCUGCCUUCCACUUCGACAGAAAAUCCUUCCUUCAUGUCAUGCACCUUAAGACCCAGCACAGGCAGAGGGCAGCUGAUACAGUUAAACUGCAGAGCUCUGUGUGGAAAAGGAGUUUGGGACUGGUGGUUUAAUCGAGAAAAGAAAGCCAAAACAACACAAACACAUAAAAAUCCCAAACCCUUUAAUAACAUACUACCAAUCUCUGCAGGGUUUUUUUCUUUUGUGCAGGGUGUGUUGUGUGAGUGUAUUGUGUGCAUCAAAAGGAAUUGAGUCCUGUUUUUUUAAAGAUAAAUCAGCCUGGCUUUGACAUUUAUCUGCAUAAAGAAUAGAACCAAUAAACAGAACAUCUGUGAGAGCAAAUUUGUUUGAGUCCCACAGCCGUUCGCUUUCUCUGCUCCUCCUGCCCUGUUGCUGGCCCUAAAGGAUCAUACACUUUCUGAAGCAUACUCUUUGGGAUGGAGGCAUUGCUUUGUUCCUGACAUUAAAUCUUAGAGGCUCUGAUAAAUCUGAGCAACACAUCACUGAGGGUGCCUUUUUUUUUUUUUUCUUCUCUUCUUCUUCUCUGUUUUGGUUACGCUGUUGGUGGUAGGUCUCAAACAAAAACAUGAUUUUGGUUGCCUCUUUAGUCAUAUCAAAAACUCUAAUCAAUUUGGAAGGCUGUUCCCAGCAGUUAUUACCAGUUACAUAGAUUUGUAUUUCCUUGAGGAAAAAAAGCAACAUGGCUUGCCUGUCUGCUUGCCUGAAAGCCACUAUGAAUACCCUUUUGAUAGACAUUUUGUUAUUAAGAAAAAGCAUAAACAAAACCGGUUCUAUCAGACUCUGCUUCCUACAGUUACCAUACAAAUAGCAAAGGGUUAGAUUGGUAUUUUGUCAUAAGCCGUAUUUAAUAAUAUAAAAUGCCUAUUUUUAUGCUGAUGCUUUUAUACAGAUUUAUUAAGAGUAACUACAACUAACUGUUAGCAUGACUUGCAAUGUUUUGAUAAACUAGCCAUGCUCCUGGGUUUGAAAUCAAGUAGGCUUCUCUUCAGCCUAGGGCAGCAGAAGAGAAGACUCAGUGUCUCAGAAGUUUGACUGUAAAUAUGUAUAUUUAACUUUGUACAGACAAUGUACUUACCUUGUAUAGAAAAGUAAUUUAAACACAUUGAGUGAAGAGAGGAAAAAAAGGCAGUUGUGAAAGGUUGGGAUUUUUUCCACUUUUAUUUAAGUGAUGGAAUUCCAUGUAUGUUCACAUAAAGAGUUUUAGCACAAAAUAUCCAUUAUGAACGGGUUUCAGAUAUGACACAAAGCACCACUGUUUCUUUUGUGCAGGAGAUACCUUUAAUCCUGCCUCUUAUUUAUGGGUUUGUUUUUCUGCUUCGAGUUUGCCCUCCAGUUAUUUGCAGCAAUAUUUAGGCCUGUUGCUAUGAUUGGAUAACACCAAAUUAAUCUUAUCCUGCAAAUUAACAUGAUGAUACUGACUGUAUAUAACAUACUCAUUUAAAGGUUUAUUUUUUUGUUCUUGCUCUUACCAUUUAAAUUACACACAGACACACACACACAAAUGGCAACUUAUUUUUGUGUUGAUUUUUUGUUUCUUAUUGCAGUGGAUUACUAUUUGACAAUAAAUGGAACUAUUGAAUUAC